Molecule: messenger RNA, 3493 nt
Organism: Mollisia scopiformis
Lineage: Eukaryota; Fungi; Ascomycota; Leotiomycetes; Helotiales; Mollisiaceae
Exons: 12
Coding region: 446-3454 (1002 amino acids)
Biological process (GO): carbohydrate metabolic process
Cellular component (GO): vacuole
Molecular function (GO): beta-galactosidase activity
Source: RefSeq, a predicted model, not a curated record
CCCGUCUGUACUUCCGUCGAGUUUCCCUUCUUCAAAUCAUGACAAGAUAAAUCGACCAUGGCCCUCAACAGACCUCGGUUUGAGUUCGUCCGACAUCUGCACGUCGGGUCGCUGACCUGCAGCAGGGUGAACUGGACCUGCGUCAUGAUGAUUCCUUGUCGUCGAGAUACCCCGCAGCCCAAUCUAAAUUUUCCCCAGCGAAUCCAUAACGCCGGAUUGUUUGCUGAGCGGGGUCAAAGUUACCUUCCCAGUGGGAGAAUUGGACGAGUCUCAUUCAGUGAGAAGGGCCGACGGAAUAAUUUAGUCCCCGUCCGGGAGGAGCCAAGGUUAGUGCGGCUCCCAGACAUGAGGUGAAGUAUAUCCAGCAGACUUUCCCUGCUUUUUGAUGUACUCUGCUCGAUUUGUUUACUUGGUAUGCGCAAGGGCAUUGCUCUGUCUUAGCGUAAUGAACUUCUAUACUGUUUUUGCCUUCUGCAUAUGGGCGGUGGGAGUGGCACAGGCGCAAGUGCAAUGGCCACUCCAUAACGAUAAUCUUACGACUGUUGUAGAGUGGGAUCACUACAGCUAUAUUAUCAAUGGCCAACGACUUUUCAUCUGGUCAGGGGAGAUGCAUUACUGGAGAGCUCCUGUGCCAGAGAUGUGGAUAGAUAUCCUCCAAAAAGUCAAAGCAGCCGGCUUCAAUACCGUGAGCUUCUACGGGAAUUGGGGAUACCACAGUGCCAAAAAUGGCUCCCUUGAUUUUGAUUCUGGUGCACAUAAUUUCACCAAGCUAUUCGAACUCACUAAACAGAUCGGCCUCUACGUCUUAUUUCGCCCUGGGCCUUAUGUGAACGCAGAAGCUACUGCAGGGGGUUUCCCAGGAUGGGUCACAACUGGAGCUUACGGAUCUCUGCGGAACAACGACACGAGAUACACUGAUGCUUGGACACCAUAUUUUCAAAAAAUUUCACAAGUCGUUUCUCAGCAUCAGGUGACGAACGGAGGCAGCGUCUUCAUUUAUCAGAUCGAAAACGAGUAUGGUGAUCAAUGGGAGAAUGUAGCCGCGAAAGUUCCUGACCCAGAAGCUAUUCAGUACAUGGAGUUGCUCGAGAAAUGCGCAAGGGAUGCGGGUAUCAAUGUUCCUUUAACUCACAACAACCCAAACAUGAACACCAAAUCUUGGUCAAAAGACUACGACACUGUUGGGGCAGGAGGUGAUGUUGAUAUCUAUGGCUUGGAUCAUUAUCCAUCUUGUUGGUCCUGCAAUACCGCCGAAUGUACUGGGACGAAUGGCAACGUACCGGAGUUCACAGUCUACGAGUACUUCACAAAUUUUCUUCAAGUCUCUCCUACUCAGCCGUCUUUCUUGGCAGAAUUUCAGGGCGGAUCAUAUAAUCCUUGGGGAGGCCCAGAAGGAGGUUGUGUAAAUACUACUGGCCCUGACUGGGUUAAUGUGUUCUACAGACACAAUGUCGGUCAGAAGGUCACUGCAAUGAACGUGUAUAUGUUAUUUGGGGGAACAAGCUGGGGUGGACUACCAAUGCCGACUGUAGCAACAAGUUACGAUUACAGCGCACCAAUCAGCGAGUCCAGAGCCAUUGGCGACAAAUACCACGAAACAAAACUCUUUGCGCAGUUCCUCAGAGUAGCUAGAGACUUGACUAAAGUUGACCUGAUCAAUAAUGGAACUGGAUACGCUUCUACUCCAGAGAUCUUCACGAACGAGCUUCGCAAUCCGGAUACGAAUGCAAGAUUUUAUGUCACAAUCCACACUUCAUCACCAUCGACGAACCUCACAGCAUUCCAGCUCAAGAUCUCGACGUCAUCGGGCAAUUUCACGAUUCCACAAUACAAUCAACUCGUGCUAAAUGGACGGGAAUCGAAGAUUAUUGUCACAGACUUCACAGUUGGCAAGGAGAAGCUGGUCUACUCGACUGCUGAAAUUAUGACUGUUUCCACACAGGACGAGAAACCUCUGGUCUUUCUCUGGCUUCCAGAGGGAGAAGAUGGAGAGUUUAUUCUGACCGGUGUCCAAUCUGCAACCGUUCUUAAAGACGAUGGAUGUGCCAACUUGAAGACAACUCAGCGCAAUGGGGGCCUCGUCGUCUCUUACACCCAGGCCACAGGAACUUGUGUUUUGAAAUUCGAUAAUGGUUAUAGAUUUGCGCUGCUUGAUAGAUCAACGGCUUAUUAUACUUGGGUGCCAUCAACAUCAGCGGAUCCAUACACUCCCGAAAAUUCAACAGUGGUCGUUCAAGGACCAUACCUCGUCCGCUCCGCAAGCAACUCCGAGAGCGCUCUCGAGCUUACGGGAGACAUUUCUAACAUGACAGAGCUCGAAGUCUAUGCCCCCUCUUCCGUAUCUCACAUUACUUUUAAUGGCGAGAACAUUCAAGUCUCGAGGACAUCACAUGGAAGCCUAGUUGGCAAGCUCAAUGAGUGCGCGGAGACUACUGCAUCAAUCCAGGCUAAGCUGCCCGCUCUCGCCAGCUGGAAAGUCAACGACGGCCUGCCCGAACGUAUGGCUGAAUACGAUGAUUCAAAAUGGACGAUCGCGAAUCACAGCAGCACACCCAACCCUUCUCCUCCGGCCACAUACCCUGUACUAUAUGCAGAUGAAUAUGGAUACCAUACUGGUAACCUUCUCUGGCGCGGAAGAUUUCCAGGCUCGACUGCAACGGGCGUCCACUUGGAAGUGAUAGGAGGGACAUCAAGCGGAUGGUCAGCAUAUUUGAACGGUAUCUACAUUGGCUCAUGGCUCGGCUCAACAUCGGUAACGAAAGGCUCCUUGAGCCUGUCAUUCUCAAAUGCUACCAUAAACUCCGCCACCGAAAACGUGCUCCUGGUAAUCCAGGACCACAUGGGUAAAGACGAAACAAGUGGCGCAGUCAAUCCUCGUGGGAUCUACAAUGCUACUCUCCUCGGCAAUUCUGGCCUAAAUUUUACAUCCUGGAAACUAGCCGGUAAUGCGGGUGGAGAGUCAAAUAUCGACCCUAUUCGCGGAGUUUAUGCCGAAGGAGGAUUGCAUGGUGAGAGGAUGGGCUGGCAUUUACCAGGAUUCGAUGACAGCGCUUGGAACUCCUCAACUCCGGAGACGGGAUUGACCAAAGCUGGGGCGAAAUGGUAUCGAACUGUUGUACCCCUGGACAUUCCCAGAGGUGUGGAUGUAAGCCUCGGGUUUUUAUUGGGAAGUCCGACGGAGGAGAAGGUUAGAGCGCAAUUGUAUGUCAAUGGGUAUAUGUUUGGCAAAUACGUGCCCUAUAUUGGGAAUCAGGUUGUUUUUCCUGUCUUCCCCGGGAUCCUCGAUUAUCACGGACAAAAUACAAUCGCACUGAGUAUCUGGGCUCAAGAUGCUGCUGGAGGAAGUGUGUCUGUUGAUUGGACGGUGCUGAACGUGGUACAAUCGAGCUUCGAUCCUGGAUUCGAAGCAUCGUAUCUGAGACCCGGCUGGAGCGACAGAUCAGCAUAUUACUAAAUAAAAUGUCCUGGUAGGCCAAUUGAUUAUAGUACGGGG